Hypomesus transpacificus is the source of this 2583-nucleotide messenger RNA. RefSeq names its product aminolevulinate, delta-, synthase 2 (gene alas2). The transcript has 11 exons. The record is from RefSeq and is a predicted model, not a curated record. Gene Ontology annotation, biological process: erythrocyte development; hemoglobin biosynthetic process; heme biosynthetic process. The coding region runs from base 285 to 2063 and encodes 592 amino acids. Lineage: Eukaryota; Metazoa; Chordata; Actinopteri; Osmeriformes; Osmeridae. Gene Ontology annotation, cellular component: mitochondrial matrix; mitochondrion. Gene Ontology annotation, molecular function: pyridoxal phosphate binding; 5-aminolevulinate synthase activity.
UGAACCGAGUAGUGCAAUGAACGUCAUCAUGAUAAAUUCUGACGCUAUUCCAACACUCAGUCUUCUGAUGUUUGAAGUUCGUCCUCAGUGCAGGUCAACAGGUCAUAUCGGUACAUUUCUUCCAAGAGAGAAGAUCUUGUCGUCAACCCUAAAAAAACACAAGAGUGAAGCACAUAUCCUGAGGCUUGCUUAUCUUCACACUGCAGUCUACCUUUUGAUGACAUUUUGACUGUCAGGAGGUCAGACAUCGGACAGCAAGUUAAACAGCAUUUAGUAUAAUUGCCAUGGCUGCCUUAUUGCAUCACUGCCCAUUCCUGAAGUCAAGCCACAAGCCGGCUUUACGCAGAACAGGGGCCGCUCUCCUCUCCCUGGCUUAUCGAUGCCCCAUCGUCGCUCGCCAGAUCACCAUCUGUGCCUCGUCUUCUACUGAAACCAAGACGGGUAUCUCCUCCAGCCAAUCAGCUGGUCACCUGCCCCUGGGGUUGGACUCUAAACGCCAUUUAGCAAAAUCAGCCACUCAGGUGUCCGUGUCCAUAUCAAAUGGCUGUCCCUUCGUGUCCUCCCAGAUGGGCAUGGUGAAGGCUAGCGCGGAGGUUCAGGAGGAUGUUGAAUCAAACACAGGAGCAAUGAGUUCCCUCCUAAAGGGUCUGAAGGACACCGUCUGGCCUACGGUCCAACCAAGCACUGUGUCCCACCUGCUCAAGGAUAACAUGGUGGGACCCAGUUUUGACUACGAUGGCUUCUUCGACGGGAAAAUCAGCGAGAAGAAACAAGACCACACAUAUCGCGUCUUCAAAACGGUGAACAGAAGCGCAGACGUCUUCCCAUUCGCUGAGGAUUACUCUGUGUCCGGGCGGGAGGGGGCUCAGGUGUCGGUGUGGUGCAGCAAUGACUACCUGGGGAUGAGUCGACACCCACGGGUCUUGCAGGGGAUCAGGGAUGCCCUGGACCGGCAUGGCGCGGGCGCCGGGGGCACCAGGAACAUCUCUGGCACCAGUAACUUCCACGUGGCCCUGGAGAUGGAACUAGCUGAACUACACCAGAAAGACGCUGCGCUGGUCUUCUCCUCCUGCUUCGUGGCCAAUGACUCCACCCUCUUCACCAUGGCUAAAAUGCUGCCAGGCUGUGAGAUCUACUCUGACAUGGGGAACCACGCUUCGAUGAUUCAGGGCAUCAGGAACAGCGGUGCCAAGCGCCACAUCUUCCGCCACAACGACAGCAGACACCUGGAGGAACUGCUGCGACGUUCCAACCCUGGGACGCCUAAAAUCGUGGCCUUCGAAACCGUGCAUUCAAUGGACGGUGAGAUCUGUCCCCUGGAGGAACUGUGUGACGUGGCCCACCGCUACGGGGCCCUGACGUUUGUGGACGAGGUGCACGCAGUGGGCCUGUACGGGGCACACGGGGCAGGAGUCGGCCAAAGGGACAACAUCAUGCACAAGCUUGACAUCGUCUCUGGAACCCUUGGAAAAGCCUUUGGAUGUGUGGGAGGCUACAUAGCAAGCAGCGCCGCCCUGGUGGACACAGUCCGCUCCUUCGCCGCAGGCUUCAUCUUCACCACAUCCCUGCCCCCCAUGGUGCUGUCGGGGGCCCUGGAGUCAGUGAAGGUCCUCAGGGGCCCAGAGGGCCAUGCGCUGAGAAGGGCCCACCAGAGGAACGUUAAACACAUGAGGCAACUGCUCAUGGACAAGGGCCUGCCGGUGGUCAACUGCCCCAGUCAUAUCAUCCCUAUACGGGUGGGGGACGCAGAGCUGAACUCCAGGGUGUGCGACAUCCUGCUGGAGAAACACAACAUCUACGUUCAGGCCAUCAACUACCCCACCGUGCCCCGAGGUGAGGAGCUGCUACGUCUGGCUCCCUCGCCUCACCACAACCCUGCCAUGAUGGAGUACUUUGUGGAUAAACUGGUGGAGGUGUGGCAGGAGGCGGGGCUUAUGCAGAACAGCCCGGCAACCUUUUCCUGCACCUUCUGCGACCGUCCCCUGCACUUCGACCUCAUGAGCGAAUGGGAAAAAUCCUACUUCGGCAACAUGGAACCCCAGUACAUCACAGUGAGCGCAUAAUGCUUGUCAUUGUGACGUCACAAUCAGGGAACAUACACAAAUUUAAUUUAUGUCAGGCUUUGUGAAGUAUUACUGCAAUAAUUUUCUUAUCUAGUUGACUACGUUCCUUGUGUUUCAAGCCAUUUAUUUUAAUGUCAAUGAUUCAGACUUUUAUAACUCACCUAGUUAUUGUUUAUUAUUUCAAGUUUAUGUUCCAGUCAUGACUGAAAUUAUGAGUAGAGAAAGUGAGAAAUAAAAGUGUCCCUUCUCAUUUCACAUAAUGACAAACCUGCACACGGGCACUUUAAAUAUAUAUAUAUAUUUAUUUAAUCUUUGAGUCGCAUAAAAUGUAUUGAUUGAUCAAAUAACGUCCACAUGCUAUACCAGUGAAGUAUAAUAAUAGUGAGUUGUGCUAAGAAAAAUAUUACAGAUCACAGAUGACUGAUCACUUCCCAUCACUUGAACACCUGAAUAAUAAUUGCUGCCGAUUUGAUAUGGUUUAUUACGCAAUGAUUGAUCAAAUAAACUGGAAUGUAGGGUA